Molecule: messenger RNA, 808 nt
Organism: Homalodisca vitripennis (glassy-winged sharpshooter)
Lineage: Eukaryota; Metazoa; Arthropoda; Insecta; Hemiptera; Cicadellidae
Product: protein D2-like
Exons: 6
Coding region: 185-721 (178 amino acids)
Source: RefSeq, a predicted model, not a curated record
UCAAGUUCAAGGACAUUGUUCUUAUCCACCACUAGCACCCAGACAGUUUGCUCACGCAAUCGUUUGCAGCUGUUGUGUCGGUGAAUCGGAUUCUAAUAUUUUAUAGUGAUUCUUGAAAGUUACUCGUUUGCUUUUAAUUUAAAAGUUUUAGUUCGUGAGGUCACAUUCUUCCACCUUUCAUCAAAUGGACAAACUUGAAUUGGUUCCUGACGUCAUAGAUACACUUCCAGGAGAAAUCGUCGAGGUCACUUACGAAGGGAAGUACAAGGUUGAUGGGGGCAAAGAGUUGACGCCGACACAGGUGAAGAAUGUGCCGGAAGUCAAAUUCCCAGCUGAUCCUCAGCAAUGGUACACAUUACUCAUGACUGAUCCUGAUGCACCGUCUCGCGCUGACCCAACAUUCCGUGAGGUCCAACACUGGCUCGUGACCAACAUUCCAGGGAGUGACGUCACGGCGGGAGAUACCAUACAUGAGUACAUCGGUUCCGGACCUCCCCAGGGCUCUGGACUUCAUCGAUACAUAUUUCUGGUUUACAAGCAGCCUGGAAAACUAACGUUUGAUGAACCCAGAGUUACAAACAGGUCCAGGGAAAACAGAAGAAACUUUUCAACUCGAAACUUUGUCGCCAAGUACAAAUUGGAGGGCCCGGUCGCAGCUAAUGUCUACCAGGCUCAGUUCGACGAUUACGUCCCUAUCUUACACCAGCAGCUGAGCGGCUGAAGCACACAUAGCAACUAUUUUACAAACAAUUUAACUUAAUGCCAUAACCGCUUGCAAUAACUCACAUAAAGGACAUUUAUACAAAAA